Capsicum annuum is the source of this 2018-nucleotide messenger RNA. RefSeq names its product protein NODULATION SIGNALING PATHWAY 2-like. NCBI's taxonomy places the organism in Eukaryota, Viridiplantae, Streptophyta, Magnoliopsida, Solanales, Solanaceae. Gene Ontology annotation, molecular function: sequence-specific DNA binding; DNA-binding transcription factor activity. Gene Ontology annotation, cellular component: nucleus. Gene Ontology annotation, biological process: regulation of DNA-templated transcription. The transcript has a single exon. The record is from RefSeq and is a predicted model, not a curated record. Bases 64 to 1617 code for a protein of 517 amino acids.
AAACACAAACCUACAAAAAAGAAAGAAAAAUUUAUUCUUUCCCUGUAAGAAAGCAUCAAGAAGAUGCAAUCAGAGCUUCUUCACAACUCAUGGUGUUCAACUUUCCAUCAAACUAAAUUUUGUGGCAUCCAAAGUGAUUAUGAAAAUGGAAAGCAUGGUAUAACUUAUUCUUCACUCAACUCCAAAGAUCAAGAUUCCUCGGGGAUUUCCUUCUCAGAUUUCACAUCCCAGUCCUUCUCAGAUUUCACAUCCCUUUUCUCAGAUGAUGAUGUUCUUACUGAUCUUCCCAUGGAUGACUCGGAGUUCGAUGAUGUAUGUCGAUGGUUGAAUGAUAAUGAAAGUGAAGAAAAUGGAAAUAUGAAUAACAUCUCUUCUGAAAUGAAAAGAGAUGGAGAUUUAUGGGGUCCUGCUCUUUUAGGAGUAUCUAGUGAGCUCUUGUCAUCAACAAAUAGAGCUACUUCACUUAUACUUCCAGGAAAUAUUGGAGAAAUGGAUAGCCAAAUGAGCCUUCAUCAUUUAUUGGCAGCUUAUGGAGAGGCCAUGGAGAAUGGUCACAAGGAACUAGUAGAAGUGAUCAUAAGAAGCAUAAAGGGGAAAAUAAAUCCUUUAGGUGAAUCGCUGGAACGUGUUGCUUCAAACUUAUUCCUAGAAAUAGAGGAUCAAGGAAGUUACUUGAGAAAAGAAUCAAGUAAAAUUAUUGAAGCAGCAUUCAAGGUCUUCUACCAAGUUUUCCCAUUAGGGAAAUUUGCUCAUUUUACUGCUAACUCAGCAAUUAUAGAAGCCGUGCCUGAUGAUGUAAAAACAGUUCGUAUAGUGGAUUUUGACAUGGGGGAAGGAAUUCAAUGGCCUCCAAUUAUUGAAGCCAUGGGGCAAAGAAGAAAGGCUUUGAGAUUCACAUCCAUAAAGAAAACUGAGGAAGAAUCAACCAGUUUUCAGUGGAGAUUUAAGGAGACAAAAAGAAGACUUCUUGAUUAUGCAAAUCUUUUUGGCCUAAGAUUACAAGUUGAGGAGAUGACAAUUGAAGAAUUGGCAAGUGAAUUGAGAAGAAUGAAGAAAAGGGGUAAAGGGAGUGAAUGGUUGGUUUUCAACUGUAUGUUUAAACUCCCACACAUGGAGACAAGAAUGUGCAGAAUCGAUGCGCUGGAGUUUCUAAAACUAGCUACGGAAUUGUUAUUGGCCAAGUCUUCAACUCACAAAGGAAUUGUCACUUUUGGUGAUGGGGAAGCAACGGAUAAUAGUCACAACGCUGAUUAUACUUAUUCUGCAUUCUUUAACAAGUAUUUGAUAUAUUACCAAUCAAUUUUCGAAUCACUGGAGUUGUGUUUUCCAGAUUAUCUUGCACAAGCAAGACUUGCCAUGGAGUCCCUUUUCCUAGCACCUCAAGUCUACUCAUUUUCUUGGAUAAAAAUCUGGGAAGAGAAGAGAAGUGUAUCCUAUUCUUGUACAGAAAUUGGAUUGCAGGGUAAGAGAGUAAGCAAAGAAAAUCUGUUACAAGCCAAAGAACUGGUGAAUGAAAGAGGAACUCCAUUUAGGGUGAGGAUUGAAGAAGAACGGCAGCAUGAGAUGGUGUUGGAAUGGAAAGGGACAUCAUUGGUGAGAGUUUCAAUUUGGAUGUAGAAGAAGAAGACAAUAACAGAAAACAACAUAGAGAAACUACAAUUCUUUCUCUGUCAUUUUCUUUUCCGUUAUGUUACUUGCAUUUUUCUAUGAAGUGCAAAAGUGCUAUCUUGCUCGAACUCUUCAAAAAUAUCAAUUGGUGUGUGCUAGAUUCUUCAAAAUUGUGUAUUUUUAGAAGAUGUGACAAUCUUUUGGAAAAUCAGAGCAACAUAGGAGUCCAUACUAAUAUUAGCUUGUCAGUGUACUUACUAGUAUAAAUUUGUUAAAUGUUAAAAACCACAGUUGUAAAUGAUAGGUGAUGUUUCAGGUAUCCCGUGGAAUUAGUUAUGAGUGACAAUGGAGGGAAUUGUUGACCGAAAUAAGCCAUUUUCUGAAUCAAUUCACCAAUAUAAUAUGUUUUU